GCUUGCAGCACUGGUGGAGCCGGACUGAGAGCUGUAGAAGUGUUGGGUGCUCGCUGUCUACGUUGCUCAAGACCCUGCCUCCACAAAAUAUAGCCCGGGCUGCUUCAGGCGCGCGGCGGAUCUGCAGCAGCAGGGGCAGGCGAGAGGCGCAAGCCGUGCGGAGAGCCCAGGCUGCGGGAGGGGUUGAGGAAGGCGAGCCCGGCAGCCUGCACAGCGGGGCGGUGCAGCAAUCCCUCUCCUUCAUCGCAGCCCGGCACGGGAGAGCGCCGCAGUAACAAAGCCCCGGGGCCCGCGGAGGAGACCGCGGGUGUGCAGCGAUCCCGCUUCAUCCCCAGCUCGCGUGGUGCGAGAGAGAACCCCCCCCCACGGCUCGCCUCGCCCCGUCCAUCCCAGCUCGCCACGGUGCCUUGUAGGCAGCGAGAGGGAAGCGGGGCGGGCGGCGGCGGCGAAGAAGGCCCCUCCAGCAUCCUGCUGCACCACAAGGCGAGCUUGGCGAGCCUGGCCAUGGCCGCGAUCCGCAAGAAGCUGGUGGUGGUGGGGGACGGGGCGUGCGGCAAGACCUGCCUGCUGAUCGUCUUCAGCAAGGACGAGUUCCCCGAGGUCUACGUGCCCACCGUUUUCGAGAACUAUGUGGCCGACAUCGAGGUGGACAGCAAGCAGGUGGAGCUGGCGCUGUGGGACACGGCGGGCCAGGAGGACUACGACCGCCUGCGGCCCCUCUCCUACCCGGACACCGACGUGAUCCUCAUGUGCUUCUCGGUGGACAGCCCGGACUCGCUGGAGAACAUCCCGGAGAAGUGGGUGCCCGAGGUCAAGCACUUCUGCCCCAACGUGCCCAUCAUCCUGGUGGCCAACAAGAAGGACCUGCGCAACGACGAGCAGGUCCGCAACGAGCUGGCCCGCAUGAAGCAGGAGCCCGUGCGCACCGAGGACGGCCGGGCCAUGGCCGUCCGCAUCCAGGCCUACGACUACCUGGAGUGCUCGGCCAAGACCAAGGAAGGGGUCCGCGAGGUCUUCGAGACGGCCACCCGCGCCGCCCUGCAGAAGCGCUACGGCGCCCCGAGCGGCUGCCUCAACUGCUGCAAGGUGCUAUAGGGCGCGCCGUGGGGCUGCCUUGGGGUCACUCGCCCGCCGGGACCGGGGGGACGCUGCACGGGGAGGGGGGGGGGGUUGCCCCGGCUAGGAGCCGCGCACUGGAGGUGAAGCGGGGAGACCCACGCACUUAGUCCGGGGAGCGGGCGGGGGAGAGGCAGCUGCGGAGCUGGAGGGCGCCUGCAUGCCCUGAGCCUUGGGGAAGGCGCCCAUCGUCCAGAGACCAAGGCUGCUCCCAUCCCCUGCAAAUCAAUCGUUCGUGGACUGUGAAAUGCAGCCAAAAAGCGGCUGCUGCUGAGACUUGGGGGCGGGGGAGGGAGAGAGAGAAAUGGAUCCAGCUUCUCUCCCUUCUCUCCAGCUGGGGUUAUUAACCCAGCAUCUACUGCACCAAGAAAGUCUCCUUUGUGAGAGGGGAUCAAUGCACAUGAGACACUUGGAAAAGACUUUCUCCUUCCUGUGUGUGUGCUCUUCCUGCCCCAGGCCCUGAGCGCUUUGGGGUGGGGACUGCAUUUCUCAGACUUCCUGCAGACUACCAGCAGCAAACACCUCCCAUUGGGCAGAUUUCCUGGACUGAGCUGACCUCUGAUGUACCUGCUGUGUAACAUAGUUCUUUGGGUCAAAAGGGGCAUCAGGGAGGGAUGGGUUAUCCAGUGUGUAUAUACCUAAAUAUUAUUUUUGUUUGAACUGGGAUACUGAAAAGUGUUUAUUUAAAGUAAACUGGGGAGUGGGUGCCAAACUACUCAGCCCAGGUUGAAUUUCAGACAUUGAAAGGAACAGACACCCUUCCCCACACCCUGCUGUUUAAAGAGCUGAACUGACUCCAGUUGUAGAAGUCACCCAGCUGAACUGGAAAAGAUUGAUGUCUAGGGAAAAAAAAGACAGUAGAUCAAUCUCCUGAUGGCAGUCACAGCAGGAUGGGAAAGGGUGGGGGGAAGCCCAAUGUUGCCAUGUAUUAUCUCGGUGCCUGCUCCUUCAGUUACAGUUGUCUUCUGCAAUUGUUGCUUUGGUUAAUUUAAAAAAUAUUAUUAUUUUCCAGUGAGAACUUACUUUGCACAGCUAGGUGUUAACUCUUUAAUUUUAACACUUGUCAAAUGCAUAUAACACUGUAGCAUUAUGAACACUUUUGACAUAGUAACCUCAUCUGUUUUUGGAUUUCUUUUAAAAAUACCAAAAGAAAUAAAACCACUGUAUUUCUUUGAAAAGUGAGUGGAAACACUGGCUCCUUCCUGUCCCCUCCCCGAACAGUUUAAAGUAUUUGGGUUUAUUUAAAAUUUAUUUUUACAGGGCAGCCAUUUAAACCUGUGCUUCUCUAGUUCAGAGAACAAAGCUAUCCAUCUAUUUUUUUUUUGUCCUUUUAUGAGGUAUUUUGGUUUCCCUUUUUUGACAGUGGUACUGACAGUUUGUUUAGGGUUUUUGUUUUUUUAAUGAACUGACAUGGCAAAAGCAAUGAGACUUAUAUGAUGUUUACAUAAAGUUAUAUAAGCUGUGUAUGCAGUUUUUUAUGUAAAAUAUUAAAAGACUCUAUGAUGACAUUCA
Molecule: messenger RNA, 2628 nt
Organism: Chelonoidis abingdonii (Abingdon island giant tortoise)
Lineage: Eukaryota; Metazoa; Chordata; Testudines; Testudinidae
Gene: RHOB
Product: ras homolog family member B
Biological process (GO): small GTPase-mediated signal transduction
Molecular function (GO): GTPase activity; GTP binding
Source: RefSeq, a predicted model, not a curated record